UAAGCUCUGUCUUGUUCCCAUACUGACAAGGCUUCCAGUUAAUAUAUAACAUCAUUAAGUAUGUGAAACAUCCCCAAUAUUGUGUUCUGGGGCCUCAUAGUUGCUACUUAUCCAUCCAAGGUGGUGACUUAUUUGUGCUGGUUCAACAAAUAUUUGUGUUGAAACUUAUUUGACAAAUGAGAAGCUGUGUGAUUACGGAAUCGUGACAUUCCUGCAGAACGCGCAGUUAUUUUACCACUGGGAUAUCCUACUAGCAGCUAGGGUGGCCGUACAGAACACGAUUACGCCAUGUCCACACUUUUCUUCCCGCCAUUCAUACUCGAAACUGGGCAUGACUUUGAAAAAAAAUCAGUCUUUCAUAUCGAAGUUUUAUUAAGUCGAUCCCAGAUAUUAGUCGAUUGGCUCCCGUCAUGCGAAAUGAUCCAUCAUCCAUGAUCAAGUUACGGUCACUUUUGACAGCCACAGCUGAUCUCCUUAUGUACACAUGUUUUGGUCUCGACUAGUCUCGACCAUUGUUGUUCUUGCUUGGCUGCCUUUGAGUGGAAUGGCUGAUGUCCUGAUUGAUCGUGACUGGCCAAGCUUGGCUAGCUGAGCUCAUUCGCUAAGGCUACUGCUCAGCCCCAGCGAGCUCUUAGGAUUGGGUGGAUCAUGGAUCCACCGGUGUCCUCGGAUUCCAACCAUGCCUUGAACAGUCAUUGGAGUCUCCGUCGGAUCGGUUGGCCCGAGUUAACCUUUGUCCUUCAACCUCAUUUGCCCGUGAUUGUGUUGGGACGAUGCACGGAAGCUCACAAACAAUGUCUAGGGAAACAAAUCUCACGGCGUCAUUUCGAGUUUCGCCGCGUGGAGACGUCCCCAAAUGGGAUUCAAUGGGCCAUUUGCGAUCCUAGUUCGUCCACCAAGACGUAUCUGAAUGGACAUCAGAUCCCCCACGGACAAGUCAUUCCUCUCAAUGAUCGUGAUCUAAUCGGUGUGGGAGCCAAUUUGACUCGCGAAUGCGCCGAGGGUGCGAAGCGCUCGUUUCUGUACCAAAUUCAUGGUCCCACGGGCGUAACCCCGGAUGGGGGCCGGGUCUCGCCCACGGCCGGAUUGGCCGAUGUGGCCACGGAUGAAGAAGACAGUCAAGAAUCUGGUGAUGUGCCCGACUUAGUUCGGGGUACUAAUCUAGCUCUGAAUCGAGGCCCAUCCGUCUCGGAGAGUAACCCAGAACUUGAAAGUGUCGAAAUGCAUUCUGCUCGUCGAUCGAAACACGUCGAUAUUGUGAAUCCGCCUCAGACGAACGAUCUAAAUGUGAAGGACAAGUGCUCCGUAAUCAAUGAGGAAAUAACGAUAGUGAAGGAGACGUCGAAAACGAUGACAGCUAGUUUGAGUAAGGAUUGUCGGCCCUCCAACUCAAAAGCUGGAGAAAAUGAAAAAUUGACAGUCAAGCGUUCCAAGCUUAGCUCGAAAUCUGCGCCGAGAUCCAAACGAGGACGAUUUUUGUUGUCGUCUGAGGACGAAGACGAUGAAUCAAAUGGAUCGAGCUUGGUUCAGAAGCCAACAGAUCCCGAAAAAUCAGUUUUGAGAGAUCUGAUGAUUGCCCGACAGGCCAAGAUAUAUGUAAAGAAGCUGAAAAUUCCUUCAUCGAAAUCCACGAGCGCUAUUCUCACCCAAGAUGAUCGGGUAACUAAAUGGACUGAGACUUCAGAUGGUGUUCCCGGCCUCUCCAAAACCAAUCCGGAUCCAACUUCUUUGGACUCUAUUUUCAUGGAAGAGGAAACGGCUCCUGUCUCAGCGACCGAUUCGUGUUUAUCUGGAUUGUCCUCCUUGGCUACUGCCGAAGACAUCAAGUUCGAAGAUGUCUCGGAUGAGCCUCUCGAGGUGCCCAUGACACCUUUGACGUGGGCCGAAAAAGUUAUGCUCAAAUCCGAAGAAGUCCAUUCGAGUGAAGAAGAGCGGGAUCCUGAGACUUCCUCGGCCAUGUUCAGCCAGUCUGAUGAAGUUUUUAUUUUGGAGGAUGAUUCAGAUUUCAUGUUGGCUGAACCAAAGUUUCAAAUCAAGCAAGAAGUUCCCGAUGAUGAAAAACCAUCCUCGGAAAUUGAGCGCGACGACGAUCGUGAUGAAGGACCUUUGGGUUGGGACAAGGACAAUGAAGGGCUGGAUGAGCCGGAUACUUUGAUUUUGAGUAGCCAGGACAGCGAUGUGUUGUGCCUGGAUGAUACGGACUUGGAAACAGGUCAGAAGCCGUUGUUUCAGAUGAUGCUGAACCGAAUCAAACGUGAACAGCCAGAUAUUCAAUUGACGCAGGAAUUCACCAUCGACGACGAAUUUCAGCAACAGGAAUGCGUUGAGCAAAGUGAUAUGGACAUGUUUGAUUCAGAAAGGCCUUCGAGAAAAAGCUCCGCAAAGGACUUAGAAGAAGAGAACGACUCGAGUCCAAGCUUACUAGAAGGGAUGGAACUUGACUCUCCCACAACAACGAAUGAGCCUCAAUGGAAGCAAAUCCUGUAUGCUCAAUAUGACGAUGAGGAUGAUGUUCCAAUGGACAAAGCUAGCAAGCCCGUGCCAAAGGGAGAUGUUUCUGUCAGCAAAAGUGAUCCAAAGGACAAAUCCAUUCAACAGGUUUCCGGAGCUAAGAUGAUUGCUCCCUUGCCAAUGCCUCCACGACGAACUCAUCUCCGUGGAAUCUCGGCUGUGACUGGCCAAAGAUUAAUGGACCAGCAAGAGGCUGCUGAGGCCAACCGAGAAUCUGAGAAGUCCGUGGAGAAGUCGUCGGAAAAGACCGGAGCUACCUUCUCGUUCUUUGGGAAGAAAAACCGCCCUGUGUCGAAAAUUGGAUUAAAACUGUCGAGUCGGCCCAUAUUCGGUCGAUCAAUCUCGUCCAAUGCCGGAGUUAGUGCCCCCAAACCAACCAAAGAUGCCAAAGAACUCAGACGAGCUCGUCUUCGUGAGAUUGCCGAAAGAGGCAAAGAAGACUCUAAGCCCGAGGAAGAAACUACGAAAUUGACCCCUCCCGUCAAUAUUAAGACAUCUUCGAACUCCAGACUGUCUUCAUUUCUCGACCAAGAAACUAUGUGCCCCAAAGUGCCCGCUAAGAAGUCCUUUUUGAACAUUCGAACGGCUUCGACCUCCAAGGUUACGAGUGUUAAUGCAAAUGACCCAACAUUCAAGGAACCUACGUUCAAAGAGCCAAAAGCUAAGGAGUCGAUCGAACCGCUCAGUUCUAUCUCUCACAUCCGAAGAGUUGCGGAAAAAGUGCGAGAUUCCGACGGAAAUCUGAUUGUCAAAAAACUGUCUUUCAACAAUGUGAUAUCCAAUUGUGCCUCCCAAGACCUAUCCAACCUGGACCUCCCCGUGGUCGAAAAGAAAGCGUUGAAUUAUCCGUCUUUGAUCUCCACAAAGUCCGUUCGUCAAGCCAAAACCGUGCGUUGGAAACCAGACCCUGAAUUAACAAAGGUCAAGUACAUCGAGCGUGAAGGAAAAGGCUUAAAAGUGUCGCAAUCGUACAAGAAGGGAAGUUAUGACAUGGCUGUGAUCAAUAAAGAGCAGGCUGGAGACUUCGAAUUGUGUAUGAGGGCAGUUCUCAAUUGGAAUGCAAUGUGGCUUCGGGAGCAGAAAGAGAUCAAAGGUUCGCCUCCCAUUUUGGGCAAAUUCUUUUCUCUCUGUCACGUCCCACUGUCAUUUUCAAGCUACUCGGAAUAUUGCAAUUCGUUUUAUCCAUUGUUACUCCACGAGCUGUGGAGUACGGCCUAUAAUGAUUACAAGAGCCGAUGCAACUCUGUUUUGGCGCCAGUCUCAUUUGUGGGCAUGCAGUCCGACAAUGGGCCCAACAUAUUCUGCUACUUGAACUUUCUUCAACCUUUGCCAUCCAAUUAUCAAGAUGGUGAAUCACUCAGUGAUGGUUGGUUGGUGAAGGUCAGUUUGCCUGUGUUGAACAGUUCAAAGAAUGCUUUUAAAAGCUUUAUUGGAUACAUUGAAAGCUUGCGAAUACGCCGAAUCACAACAGCCGAUGUUGACAAACUUCAGGCGAACUUUCACCACCAACCCGACUCGCAAAAACAUCAGUUUGUGGGGGAAUAUCGAGUUCAACUCAAGGCAUUCCCCGAUACAAUUGAUGCCAAACGAUUGGUGAGACUGGAGGGCAUCUCGCUUAUCUGGUCCUUUCUCAGAAACCUCAAAGCCAUCGAAUUGACCACCAAGUCCGAGCUCAUCCGACCCAUUUUGAGCCCAAAGAUCAAUUUCUUUGCCACAGGUCUGGGAAACGAUGACAUCAGAGCUCCUCUAGCCAGUCUUCCCCAAAUCCAACUUCUCAACCCCGGACAACUUCAGGUGGUCAAAACCGUGGCAAGGAGCUGCACGGUCAAUAUGAACAGCCCACAUAUUUCGUUGGUCCAAGGGCCACCGGGCACGGGAAAGACCAGCACAAUCGUGGCCUUGAUACUUCAAAUCCACUCCCGGUGGAAACAGUACAACCCCACUGGCGCUUUGCCGAGGAUCCUCCUCACCGCUCCGUCUAAUACUGCGGUGGACGAGAUCACCCUGAGAAUCAAGGAUAUUGCGGCCGAGAAUGGUUUUAAUAUCGUGCGAAUUGGCCGUGAACGGGUGGUUCACCCUGGAAUCCGAGACUAUGUAUUCGAGCAUUUACGUGAAAAGCAAUUGAAGCUCCGAUCGGACAGUCAGACCAAUCGUGAAUCAGUCAACCUGGAGAUUAAGCGCCGCCAAGAGAACAUGAACAAGUUGGGCGAAUCGCUAGCUAAAGCCAAGGAACAAUCCGAAAUCGAUCUACUGAACAGGAAGAUCAAAGUCGAGAGCAACUUCAUCACGAGGGCCAAAAACUCCUUGACCACACCUCGCCUUUCCAAGGACUUUCCCAAAUGGUGGCGCGAAGUCUCCAAGAGCAUUUUAGAGAAUGCUGAUAUCAUCGCCGUGACCCUGAACAGCUCCAUGACCAAAGUGCUCGACCAACACUUCGCUGUGAACCAAUCUCAAGUGGGGGCCAAUCCCCAUCGUCCAUUCAGUAUUUGCAUCAUGGAUGAAGCCAGCCAAUGUUCGGAGCCUGAGGCCCUGAUCCCUUUAAGAUUGGGCUUCACCAAAAUGGUCCUGGUCGGUGAUCCUGAGCAGUUGCCCGCCACCGUCCUCUCCAAUGAGGCUAAACAAAUGAGUCUUCACCAAUCCCUGUUCAAACGUUUUCACAAUUUCUUUGAAACCGAGCCCGCCGCGUACCAGACACUCACCGUCCAGUAUCGGAUGCACAAAGAAAUCAUGGAUUGGCCAAGUAGAUAUUUCUAUGGCCGCAAAUUGGAGGCGGGACCUCAAAAUCGUGACAGCUCACUUCGCCCUUAUCUAUUACUGGAUCUAAAGCCGCAAUCCAGUUCAAGUUCUGAUGGCCAAAUCUGGAAUGAGGAUGAGGCUGUUUUCGUGUCGGAUCUCGCUGUUCGUCUUCUUCGGUACCAAGAGAAUCGAGGAGAGACAACCAACAUUGGUAUAAUCACUUUCUACACCAAGAUGAGAGACACCAUCAACUUAAGAUUGCAAGAAAAAGGCCUGAAUAAGCCCAAAUCCAUACAACAAGACAUCCUGGUAAGGACAGUGGAUGGAUUCCAAGGAUCUGAAUGUGACAUCGUCAUCAUGUCGUGUGUCAGAACUCAAGGUCACAAGGGACUUGGGUUCUUAGGCCAAACUGAACGGCUCAAUGUGGCCUUGACCAGGGCCAGAAUAGCUCUCUACGUUGUAAUGGAUGUUGAAAACUUUCAGAAAGGCAACGAGAUGUGGAGAUCGCUCAUCAAUAAUGCAAGAGAACGAAAUCUCUUGGAGAAGUGUGCUUUAGGGGCGAAAGUUAGAUUUACCAAGGAAUGAGCCAGAAAAGGAUUUGGUUGAGUUUUUUCCUUCCUAUUCAUCAGAAAUCGUGAUGCUCUACCUUUGGUUAACUGUACUGUGGUUUGUCAUUCAUCCAAUUGGCAAUGCUAGUGCUACUACCACUACUACUAAUUACCAAUAACAAUGAUAAUUGCUGCGAUCGUAUAUACACUUAUUUAAUCCAUAAUGAACAAACUAUGGUCGACCCAAAACUAUGGCUGUAAACUCUAAAGUACCUCUUGAAUUUUCAACUAUCUACCUUCACGCAGAGAAAUUGCAUCAUCCUAUUCGCCAUUGUGUCAAUAAUAACGCGUGCCAUGAUGAAA
This is a messenger RNA of Tigriopus californicus, 6158 nucleotides long. RefSeq lists its product as uncharacterized. NCBI's taxonomy places the organism in Eukaryota, Metazoa, Arthropoda, Copepoda, Harpacticoida, Harpacticidae. The transcript is spliced from 6 exons. Gene Ontology annotation, cellular component: nuclear body. Gene Ontology annotation, biological process: termination of RNA polymerase II transcription. Gene Ontology annotation, molecular function: helicase activity; transcription termination site sequence-specific DNA binding; protein binding. The coding region runs from base 649 to 5832 and encodes 1727 amino acids. The record is from RefSeq and is a predicted model, not a curated record.